AUGGAAGGUGUGCUGCAAUUCUACAUAAACGUUGAAAAGGAAGAAGCGAAGUUUGAGAAACUCUGCAAUCUCUACGAUACCUUGUGCAUCAAUUCCCAGAGUGUCAUCUUUGUCAACACAAGGCUCAAAGCUGACUGGCUUACUCAACAGAUGCGAAGCAAGGCAUACAUGGUCUCUGCUAUCCAUGGCGACACGGACCAGUUCAAUCGUGACAGGAUUAUGCGAGAGUUCCAUUUUGGCACUUCACCUGUUCUGAUCACUAGUACUGAUCUCUUGGCUUCUAAAAUCAAUGCGGAGGUCGUAUCUCUAGCCAUAAAUUAUGAUUUGCCUACUCAACCAGAACAAUACCGACGGAUUGAAAUGUUCGGAAGAAGUGGUGUUGCCAUUAACUUUGUGACCAGGGAUGAGAAGAGAGUGCUGCACGAUAUCGAGAAGGCUUGUAAUAUGGACAUUAGGGAACUGCCAUUUUAA
Messenger RNA from Fragaria vesca subsp. vesca, 471 nucleotides. RefSeq names its product eukaryotic initiation factor 4A-1-like. The record is from RefSeq and is a predicted model, not a curated record. NCBI's taxonomy places the organism in Eukaryota, Viridiplantae, Streptophyta, Magnoliopsida, Rosales, Rosaceae. Bases 1 to 471 code for a protein of 156 amino acids. The transcript has a single exon. Gene Ontology annotation, molecular function: RNA binding; RNA helicase activity.